Molecule: messenger RNA, 5298 nt
Organism: Mycosarcoma maydis (corn smut)
Lineage: Eukaryota; Fungi; Basidiomycota; Ustilaginomycetes; Ustilaginales
Exons: 1
Coding region: 1-5298 (1765 amino acids)
Biological process (GO): regulation of actin cytoskeleton organization; regulation of GTPase activity
Cellular component (GO): cytoplasm
Molecular function (GO): calmodulin binding; GTPase activator activity; actin filament binding
Source: RefSeq, a predicted model, not a curated record
AUGAUGGACCAGCAAGCCAAACCAACCCUGCCUGCCGCCAGCCCUAACGCUCGUGGCAGUGGCAGCGCCAACGCCAGCGCCAGCCCUUUUGCCUACCAAUCCAAAUACCUCGAGCGUUCCGCUUCUCGUAGCAGCACCUUUUCGCUCGCUUCCUCCCUCGACACCGCACCACGCACAGGCCUCCAACCUUCCGGCUCCAUCCGCCGCUUCCCAGCUCCACAUCGUCACACGGCUUCACUCGACCCUCAUCGUGCCGCUGAGCUUCGCGCUGCUGCCUUGGCUCAUAGCCCAACAGCCUCACCCUUGGGCGCAUCCGUCAGUACGUUUGGCUCCAACACCACUCUCUCUAGUUCCGGCUCCAAUCACUCGAUCGGUGCUCCCACCACCUCGCCCGCUCCAGCCACUUUCAGCAAGGCCACCUUUCCAGCUGCAUCGCGAGGCGUCAAUGGCCGUCCCACGUCCAUGCCUCCAGCACCACGCGACAACCUCUUCAACUCGUCCACUGUCGGCCGUGCUCGGGCAUAUUCACCCACCAAGGACCCUUACGAUCGUGCAGUUUCCCCCACCAAGAACCUCAGCUACGACUCGCCGCUCUCCUCGCCCAAAAAGGACGAUAGCUCUUGGAUUCAGUCACCCUCGACACCCAAACAGCACGGCAGCUUCUGGAGUAAUGCAAGCAACGGUGCUUACCCUGGCUCCAACGCCACUGGCCCAUCUCAGCUUCAUCUUGGAGGCGUAAAGGACCUCAAGAGGUCCAGCGUUGGCGCGCUCAAGAUGAUCAAGGAUUUCACCCAAAAGACCGACGAACUCGGCACACUCGGCACACUCGGCGAUCAGCAUAGCCACACACGUAUGACCGUCGGUCGCUCGCGUGGUCAACGCACACAGAGCUUGGGUGCUUCCAGCGCUCCACUCGCAGAUCGCCUCAACAGUCUCAACCUCGAGCCUACCAUCCAGGAGGGCUGGCAAAAGCCCGGACGCCCCGGAAGAAUGGAGAGCGAGGAUCAAGAGGGCGAGAUCGUGCUUCCAGGUAUCACCACAGGUGCCGAAGACGUUGCCGGUCUCCACGGUCGUAUCCGUCUUGCCCGCGCAGAUGGCCCCGGCACCAUGGCUCUGGGCCGUCCCUCGACCACCUCUUCCAACCUCCCCCUGACAAGCUCGAGCAAGUGGAUGGACACGCAGCGUCACCUUCUCCAGGCCUACGAGUACCUUUGCCACUGUGGAGAGGCCAAAGAGUGGAUGGAGCUUCACGUCGGCGAGCAUCUCGGUGAUGUGGUCGAGAUGGAGAACGAGAUGCGCAACGGCAUCUUCCUCGCAAAGCUCGCCAAGAACUUCGAGCCCGAAUGCGUACCACGCAUCUUUGUCCAUCCCAAGCUCCAGUACCGUCACACGGACAACAUCAACUACUUUUUCUCCUUCAUCAACAAGGUCGGCCUCCCUCACUUUUUCCAAUUCGAGCUCACCGACCUGUACGAAAAGAAAAACUUCCCAAAAGUGGUCUACUGCAUCCAUGCGCUCAGUCAUGUCCUCGCACGUCAAGGUAGAGCACUCAAGGUUGGAAACCUCAUUGGCAAGCUCGAGUUCACCGACGAUCAGCUUCAGAAGACGCAGAAAGGUCUCGACGCAUCCGGCGUCGCCAUGCCUUCGUUUGGCGCCGUCGGCAAGGCGCUCGCCAAGGAGAUGAACAUCGAACCUGAACCCGAACCCGAGACUGAGCAGGAACGCAUCGACCGCGAUCUCAUGGAGAACCUUGAUGCUGUUGUCGCGCUACAGGCGGCUUCGCGCGCGUUUGUUGCUAGGGUGCGUUUCGCGGAUCGUCUCCACGCCGAGAUCCAGCGUCGUCACCAAGAAGAGGCUCGCAUGGCGGCAGCUGCUGAAGCAGAGCGAGUUCGUCAGCGUCAAGCUGAAGAGGACCGUAUCAUUUCACGCUGGGCUCCCACAAUACAAGCCCAGAUCCGCGGUGUGCUUACUAGACGCACCCAUCACCGCAAGCAGGCAGCUCUUCACACCAGCACACGCACUUUUGUGGGUCUCCAGGCUGCCGUUCGAGCCAAGCUCGCCCGUCAGACGCACGUCGAGCAUGUCAAGCGUGUCCACGACAUCGGCAACGCUCGCGCUAUCGAAAAUUUCCAGGCUUGCGUACGCGGCGCUCUCUACCGUCGUCGUUUCUUUGAAAACAUCAAGGCGCUCGACAAGCACGAGACCAGCGUCGUCGGCCUACAGGCACAGAUUCGUGGUCGUCUGGCUCGCGCAGCAUAUGAGAACCUCAUCUACCGUCUGGCCGACUCGACCGAGGAUGUCAUCCGACUGCAGGCUGCCUGUCGUUCCGUUCUGGCCAAGCAAAACUUGCUGAAUACCAUUCGAGGCCUGCGCAGCUCGAGCGAUGCCAUCACUGCCGUUCAAGCCCAGGUUCGCGGCGUAUUGGCUCGCAAGAACCACGUCAGGAUGCGUUCCGCCUUGCAAAAGGUCGAAGUCAAGGCGGCCGUCGGAGGUCUUCAAUCCUUCGCUCGAGCUGCCCUUGCACGUCGCAAGCACCAAGAGCAAAAGAAGCAGCUCGAUUUCGUCACGCCCGACGUUGUUGGCAUCCAAGCUGCCAUUCGAGGUAUGCUGGUGCGUCUCGAGUACGACUGGUGGAGGAACCACAUCACCCAGAGCGAGCCCGUCGCGAUUCACCUUCAGUCUCUCAUCCGAGGUGCGCUGAGCCGUCGCAAGUUCUUCUCGCGACUGCGCCACUACCACGAGCACAUGGACAAGGUGGUCAAAAUCCAGAGUCUCUUCCGAGGUCGACAGCAGGGUGAGCAAUACCGUAGCUUGACCAUGGGCAAGAACGUGCCAGUCGCCACGAUCAAGAACUUUGGUCACCUGCUCAACGACUCGGAUGCCGACUUUGAGGACGAGAUCGAGGUCGAGCGCCUGCGCAAGCUCGUGGUUCGUGCGAUUCGUGAAUCGCAGACGCUAGAGAGCGACGUCUCGGAACUCGACACCAAGAUCGCGCUGCUGGUCAAAAACAAGAUCGGCAUCGAAGAAUUGAUCAAGGCCAAGAAUGAGCGCGGUCUGCUGGGUCAGCGCGAUGCUGCAGCCGCCGUGCAGAAGCGCAACUCGGUGCUGGUGGCUGCCAACGAUCCCUUUGCCGACCACGCGCUGGAUCGUGCCUCGAGGAGAAAGUUUGAGCUGUACCAAGAGCUCUUUUACGCGCUACAGACGCGGCCCGAGUAUCUCGCUCGUCUCUUUGCCCGUGUCGGCAAGAUCGAGAUGGCCGAUCGCGACAAGCGACAGGUGGAAAAGAUCGUGCUGACGCUGUUCGGCUAUGCGCAAAAGGCACGAGAAGAGUUCUUGCUGCUCAAGCUCUUCCAGCGCUGUGUCGAAGAGGAGCUCGGCUUCGUCUCGACCGUGCAGGAGUUUAUUCGAGGCAAUGCGCAGUUCAUCAAGCUGGUGGCGCAGUACAAUCGCGGUGCGCGGGAGCGCAAGUAUCUCAAGGAUCUGCUGGGGCCGCUGGUGUCGGACAUUAUGGCGCAGGAAGGUCUCGACCUUGAAACGGACCCUUGCGCCAUCUACCGCGCGACGAUCAAUCAGGAGGAAAUGGAGACGGGCCAGCCGUCGCGACGGCCGCUCGAGGUGGCCUUCAACGAGGCGCUGGCCGAUCCAAUGGCACGAACCAUCUUCAUUCGUCACCUCCAAUCAUUGCGUGCCACCACCGAGGCGUUCCUGUCGGCCAUCCUGUCGUCGACGCGCAAGAUGCCAUACGGUGUGCGCUACAUUGCUCGUGAAGUGUUCCGUGCGCUGCAGAGCAAGUUUCCCGACGAACCGCAAGAUGCGCUGAUCAAGGUGGUGGGUCACUUGGUGUACUAUCGCUACCUGAACCCAGCCAUCGUUGCGCCGGAAGGCUUCGACGUGGUCGAGACGCUAGUUGGGCCGGUUCAGCGCAAGAACUUGGCUGAGGUGUCCAAGAUGCUGACGCAGAUCGCCGUGGGCCGACUGUUCAACGACGAAAACCCGUAUUUGCAGCCGCUGAACGACUACGUGUCGCACGCGUCGGAACGCUUUACCAAGUGGCUGUACGGGAUCAUCGACUGUGCUGAUGCAGAAAUGCAGUUCAGCGCCGACGAGUUCUUGGACCAUACGGUGCAGGAGAAGCCCGUGAUCUACAUUUCGCCCAACGAGAUUUACUCGAUGCAUCUGUUGCUCUCGCAGCAGAUCGAUCACCUGGCGCCACAAGCCGAAGAUCCGCUUCGAGUUGUUCUCAAGGAGCUCGGUGCGCCGCCCGUGUCGAAUACGCAGGAACUCAAUUCUGCGCGUGAUAGCGAGAUUACGUUUGAGCUGGUCUCGCGUAUGGCAACGUUACAGGAUCCUGAGGCGGAAACCAAGGCUCUGUUUGUCGAAACAAAACGGUUGGUGCUGUGUCUGCUCAAGGUGCAGUCAGGCAAGACGCUGGUGGAUGUGUUUGUAGCACCAGUGACGGAUGUGGAGGAGUUGCAGUGGGAGGAGAUUGUGUCGUUGGAGAUUGCGGCAGAUCGGCAGCGACAGCGCGGAUCUCGACCGCCUGGACUUGCGAUGUACGGCGGAGCUUCGGGCGGUGGGCGUCUGGAAGACGUCCGACGGCUAAGCUUUGCCGAACUCAAGGCACGGACGCUGGAGAACAUGCUGCAGCUCGAACAACUCGGCAAGGUGUCGCGUGCCAACAAGUACCAGGACAUGCUGAACGCGAUCGCGAUCGACAUCCGCAACAAGCACCGCAAACGCAUCCAGCGCGCCAACGAGAAAACGGCAAUGCACACUACGCUCAAGACGCUGGACGACAAGAAGGCGUAUCUGCAGGAGCAGAUUGAUUCGUACCACAGCUACAUUGAUGCUAGCAUGCAGACGAUGCAGGGCGGGCGCAAGGGCAAGAAGCGGUUUGUGCUCCCGUUCAGCCAGCAGUACUUCCAUCUGAGGAGUCUCAAGGCGAAUGGCGGAAAGGUGCCCAAGUUCGGAAGCUACAAGUAUGCGGCGAGCAAGUUGCUCGACAAGGGUGUCGUCGUCAGUGUCGACGGCCUAGUCGCAAGGCCCGACACGGCGUCCACCACCGCCCCUGUCGCCGCUCCAGCCGAAGUGCACUUCACAAUCAGCUCAGAUCAGCCAGGCGUCUUUACCAUACAGGUCCUCAACGGUCCGUCCGCAGGCGCAAGCGCCGACCUCAGAAUCGAAGAUCUGCUCGAAUCCCAGUUCAACAACCAAGCCACACUCGCGCUCAUAGACGCCAAACUCGUCGUCAACGUCAACCUGCUCGUUCAUCUCAUCAACAAAAAGUUCUAUGCCUAG